AUGAAGUUCACGUCCAUUCUCGCCCUCGCCGGCGCCAUUACCCCAGCUAUCGCUGCUCCCGCCAAGUCUGACAAGACUUGCUCGAACCCUGCAAAGAGAAUUGAGUGGCGGGAGCUGGAUGCUGCUGAUCAGCAGGGCUAUAUCGAUGCUGUUCUGUGCCUCAAGACUAAACCCUCUCGCAUGGUUUAUGGUGGUUCUCCUUUCCUCCCUUGGCACCGAUACUUUGGUGUAGUCUACGAGCGAGCUCUUCGUGACUGCGGCUAUGAAGGUCCAUACACCUACUGGGACUGGACCAAGGAUACGGAGGGACUUCGUCUCUCCCCAGUCAUGGCAUCAAAGAACGGCUUUGGCGGCAACGGAGACGCUGAAAAGACCGAGAAGUCUGCCUCGGGAAGUACACUUAAGUGUGUAACCGACGGUCCAUUUGCAAAGCUGCGACCCGAGUACCUCGAGACUGAGCCAAGGAAGCUUACCGACGGUGGCCAUUGUCUGCACCGUAACUUGCCUGAAGUUGACGAGCCUGAUGCUUUCGCAACCAUGGCCAAGGUCUUCGGACCCGAAGGAGUUGAGGAAGUCCAAGCCUCUGGUAAUUGGAGUCACUAUGCCCGGUCUCUAGAGGGUGGACCGCAUGGUAGCAUUCACGCUUGUCUCGGUGGAGAGAUGAACCCCACCACUUCUCCCAAUGAACCUCUUUUCUUCUUGCACCAUGCGCAGAUCGAUCGUCUCUGGUGGUUGUGGCAGAAGGAGAACUCCACCAGACUCACUGAGUACAACGGCCUUUACCAGAACAUCAACCAGACCGAGCAGCACGAAGUCAGCUUGGACGAUGUCUUGAUGAUGGGUGGUAUUGACGAGGACCUUACUGUUGGUGAUGUUAUGGAUACCACUAAGGGUCCCUUGUGCUACACCUACUAG
Messenger RNA from Fusarium odoratissimum NRRL 54006, 915 nucleotides. RefSeq lists its product as uncharacterized. Lineage: Eukaryota; Fungi; Ascomycota; Sordariomycetes; Hypocreales; Nectriaceae. Gene Ontology annotation, molecular function: oxidoreductase activity. The coding region runs from base 1 to 915 and encodes 304 amino acids. The record is from RefSeq and is a predicted model, not a curated record. The transcript is spliced from 4 exons.